AUGUGUGGAAUUCUCGCAGAGAUCCUGGCGAACCCUAAUGGUUCUGCCGCAGUCGAUCUGCACGAAGCGCUCUACCUGCUCCAACAUCGUGGCCAGGAUGCUGCGGGUAUCGCUACUUGUGCCUCUGGCGGUAGGAUCUACCAGCUCAAAUCCAACGGUAUGGCCGCCAAGGUCUUCCAGGAUGGCGCCAGAGUCGCAGACCUACCCGGUUUCAUGGGAAUCGGCCACCUCAGGUAUCCCACUGCGGGCAGCAGUGCCAACGCGGAAGCCCAACCGUUCUAUGUGAACAGCCCGUACGGUAUCUGUCUUGCGCAUAACGGAAACUUGAUCAACGCCCCGGAACUGAAGCGGUAUCUCGACCUCGAGGCACACCGUCACAUCAACACCGACAGUGACAGUGAACUGAUGUUGAACAUCUUCGCCAACGAGCUCAACGAGACCAAGAAGGCACGCGUGAACAAGGAAGAUGUGUUCGCCAGUCUUGGUCGGAUGUACAAGCAGUGCCAGGGCGGCUGGGCCUGUACCGCCAUGCUUGCAGGUUUCGGGCUGCUGGGCUUCCGAGACUCCUAUGGUAUCCGUCCUUUGGUUCUGGGUUCUAGACCUUCCCUCGAUGGGAAAGGUAUGGACUACAUGAUGGCCUCCGAAUCGGUCGCCUUGGACCAACUCGGCUUCACCAACAUCCGCGACAUUCAGCCCGGAGAGGCAGUCAUCAUCGAGAAGGGUGGUGAGCCGGUGUUCCGUCAGGUUGCGCCGAAGAUGAAGUACGCGCCGGAUAUCUUCGAAUACGUCUACUUCGCUCGUCCGGACUCCGUCAUCGACGGCAUUAGCGUGUACCGUAGCCGACAGAGAAUGGGUGAUCGUCUGGCCGCACGCAUCCUUGACGUCCUGGGCCCGGAGGUCGUGAAGAACAUCGAUGUAGUCAUCCCUAUUCCCGAGACUUCCAACACGUCAGCCGCCAACGUUGCGCGCUACUUGGACAAGCCGUAUUGCCAAGGCUUCGUGAAGAACCGUUACGUCUUCCGCACGUUCAUUAUGCCGGAACAGAAGACCCGACAGAAGGGUGUGCGCCGCAAGCUUAACGCCAUGAAGUCCGAGUUCAAGGGUCGUAAUGUUCUCCUGGUGGAUGACAGUAUUGUGCGUGGAACCACAAGUCGAGAGAUUGUAACGAUGGCCAGGGAAGCGGGUGCGAAGCAGGUCCAUUUCGCCAGUUGCGCCCCACCAAUUACGCACGCUCAUAUCUAUGGUAUCGAUUUGGCUUCACCGAGUGAGCUGGUUGCGCACAACCGUGAUCCCGCUGAAAUCGCAAAACACAUUGGAGCCGACAGCGUCGUCUACCAGACCCUGGAGGACCUCAAUGCGUCCUGCGCUGAGAUCGCGCAGGAGAAUGGAUUGGCAGAGCCCAACCAAUUCGAAGUUGGUGUCUUCUGUGGUAGCUACAUUACCCCUGUCUCUGAGGGUUACUUUGAGCAUCUGGAGAAAGUGCGCGGCGAAGGCCGUAAGCUCAAGGUUAUGGACCGUGCAAGAGAGGCAGUCGCCAGCGGUCUCGCUAGUAAGACAGACUAUGAAAUUGCUGCCAAUGGCGUGAAACUCGACGACCGGGGAAAGGUCGUACCCGCCUCCACCCCUAGCGAGUCUGAAGUCCCUCAAGUGAGCUUCAGUGCAGCUCGCGAGGCUCCCCAAGCGGUAGAGGCUUUGGAGUCACCAAAAGUCAGGGAUCCUAUUCUGCUUGCUGCAACAACUGAGCAAACUGGACAAGCACCGCCAUCUGAAAUAAAGGGUGAAAGCGUACCACCUAAAAAGAAGAGGAAGAGGAAUAAUACGGUCGCAGAACCUGACAUCAAUGAACUGCCUCACAAUCUGGGCAAAGCCCCUAUUCCCACGACAUCGUCGACAACGGCAGAUAAGCUUCAGGGGGGAAACACAGCAGUGAAGAAUGGGAAGUUAGAUCGCAUAAAGGAUGAACUGCAAGAUACUGUUGAUAAAGCAACAACAACACUGGAUGCAAAGGCUGAGGGAGGGAAAGGGAAGAGCAAUAAUCCAUAUGGUCUCACACCUGGCGUUAGUCCAUUCCCUGAAUGGUCCCGACCGACACCAGAAGAGUGUGAGGAAGUCAAUAAACUCCUCUCAAGUGUCCAUGGGGAAGUCAUUGCGCCGACAUCUAUACCUGAACCAUCUCUUACCGUCACUGGAUGUGGAGAAGUCCCGUCUGUUCUCGAUGCUCUUAUUCGAACCCUCCUGAGUGGUGCAACCACUGGAAAUAAUUCUGCUAUGGCUUUCCAGGGGUUAGUCCAGAAGUUUGGCAUUCUCCCUGAUGGCAUCGGGAAAGGCAGUGUCAACUGGGACGCCGUCCGUCAAGCUCCAGUUAAAGAUAUCUUCCAGGCUAUUAAGCGCGGUGGAUUGGCAGAGUUGAAAAGCAAACGGAUCAAAGAGAUCCUGAAUAUGGUCUACGAGGAGAACGUGCAACGUCGAGACGCUCUCUUGAAGGCCAAAAAGGAGGGUACAGCUGAACCUCCGGGGGCCAAAAAUGAGACGGAGGUCGAGAAGCAGAACGAGAUCGACCGCGCAAAUGAACAUGUGCUCUCGCUGAACCAUAUCCAUUCUCUCAGCAGCGAAGAUGCCAUGCUGGAACUAGUCAAGUACCCGGGAAUCGGGCCAAAGACGGCAGCUUGCGUUAUCCUCUUCUGCUUACAGCGUCCUUGUUUUGCCGUGGACACUCACAUCUUCCGGAUUACCAAGUGGCUCGGCUGGAUACCGUCAGAGAAGGUUGAUGAGGUCAAAGCCUUCAGUCAUCUGGAAGUCCGUAUUCCGGAUCAUCUGAAGUAUUCUCUCCAUCAGCUCUUUAUCCGUCAUGGAAAAUCCUGUCCUCGCUGCCGGGCUAUUACGGGAGAGAACAGCGAAGGAUGGGAAGAGGGAUGCGUUAUUGACCAUCUUGUUAAGCGGACGGGCAAACGCAAGGGAGCUCCAACGUCGGCUCCCAAGGCGAAGAAUAGGAAGUCUCGUGGAGGAAAAGAAGAUGAUGACGAGAGCGAAUAG
Paecilomyces variotii is the source of this 3033-nucleotide messenger RNA. RefSeq lists its product as hypothetical. Gene Ontology annotation, cellular component: cytoplasm. Lineage: Eukaryota; Fungi; Ascomycota; Eurotiomycetes; Eurotiales; Thermoascaceae. Gene Ontology annotation, biological process: purine nucleotide biosynthetic process; purine nucleobase biosynthetic process; base-excision repair. The transcript has 4 exons. Gene Ontology annotation, molecular function: amidophosphoribosyltransferase activity. Bases 1 to 3033 code for a protein of 1010 amino acids. The record is from RefSeq and is a predicted model, not a curated record.